Molecule: messenger RNA, 1031 nt
Organism: Hyaloscypha bicolor E
Lineage: Eukaryota; Fungi; Ascomycota; Leotiomycetes; Helotiales; Hyaloscyphaceae
Exons: 2
Coding region: 314-781 (155 amino acids)
Source: RefSeq, a predicted model, not a curated record
UGUGUCAGAAAGCGUAGAAAGCAUACGAUUUUGGGCUAGUCGGCUUGCCCAAGGGCUCGAGGACAUCUUUCGAGAACAUAUAUAGAAGGCUGGAUCCCGUGCGAUGUUGAAGUGAAGAACGACGUAGAACUGCUGUUGUGCUGUGAUACCAAUACCCCUCGCCGCUGUCGACGAAGUGCCUCAUCGUGCGUUCUAGACCGCCAUCAACAGCUGCGUAUACAAGUACAGCCCGCCAUGAGGAGGGAGACAGGGGAAGAGGUCUGGACUUUUGCCCCAGCGCAACAUGAUUCGUUCCACCGCAGGCUCGGCUUCCAUGCCAGGAGGACUCAAAGGCGUGGUUGGCACCAUUUUGCCUUCGCUGUUGGCUUCACUACUUGCGAUAUGUUGGAGGGCGGGCACUCGAGCAGAAAACAGUGAGUGGGAAGCGUUCCUUGUUUCGUCUGGUCUGUGUGUCGUGCCACAGCCGCCGAGGCCCGCACUGCUGGUUCCCGGCCUUAAGGAAAGCCUCGUAUGCUGGAUUGGAUUGCCUCGCUCAUUGGAAAGGCGAUUGAUAUACAAACGAGCUGCCGGUCUGCUCGAGGACUGCUCGCUCUCGCUGCGAGCGUUGUUUAAUACUUGGGGCCUUCCCAGUGGUGUUUGUUCUGGUUCUGGCUCUGUCCCUGAUUUGCCGGUGUCGCAGCUGUCCCGCAUUUCGACCACCUUGGCCCUCGCUUCGUCUCGUCUCGAUCGUAAUCUUGAUGGACCCGACAACCAGAACUUUCUGCUGUCAACUUUGCCUUGACGGAACUUCCAUCAACGAGCCAUCGCCCUUUGUGUGCCAUGCCCCAAUUGAUAGACUGGGCUAUCAAGAACUGUCAGCUUGUUGAUGAUACUUGCAACAACACCCCAUCAUGGUUGCAAAGCGUCGCGCAGCUUGAACCUGGCCGGCCAAACACCAGACAUCAACUCGAUUGCUAGGACACACCUCAUCUACCGCCCUGGGCACCGCUUCUCUUCUGCUAGCAGGCCAAGCUGCCGACAAUCCAGCCUCG